Carassius gibelio (silver crucian carp) is the source of this 2075-nucleotide messenger RNA. RefSeq names its product ETS variant transcription factor 6 (gene etv6). Gene Ontology annotation, molecular function: DNA-binding transcription factor activity, RNA polymerase II-specific; sequence-specific DNA binding. Bases 368 to 1720 code for a protein of 450 amino acids. The record is from RefSeq and is a predicted model, not a curated record. The transcript has 8 exons. Gene Ontology annotation, cellular component: nucleus. NCBI's taxonomy places the organism in Eukaryota, Metazoa, Chordata, Actinopteri, Cypriniformes, Cyprinidae. Gene Ontology annotation, biological process: cell differentiation; regulation of transcription by RNA polymerase II.
GCCGCGUCCCGUGACUGACGAACGUAAUCUGCGUCGCGUUUCUCUUUAAGGCGCCGCGCGCUGCCUGGAAUUCACGUCACUUCGCCGCGAAGCGUCCGGAUCAAUGAGGUUCCGCGCUGCGCGUUGCGUCGCGCUCCUGCGAGCGACGCUUCCAGGAAGGUGUUAACCAUCGCGCUGCCGCAAUGUAGCGCCCGCUCGCGCGUUUACAAACAACAGAAGUUGAAGUAUUCCGCGCGGGGCGAGGCCAAUGGAUGCGCGUUAAAAUCGCCUGCGCGUCGCGAGGGGAACGUUAUCCAGGGCUUUAUUUCGCGGAAGAACAAGGGAGAGGAAAGUGGAAACAGAACAACUUCCUGAAUUUCAACGAGACAUGUCCGAGUCCCCCUCGCAGGUCAUUAUUAAGCAGGAGAGGAGUGCUUUCAGUCCAUCCGCGAGCCCAUUGCCGAAUUCCACUUCCUCACCCGGCCAUGUCCCGCCCUCUUCAGCUAACACCAGGACAGAAGAGGAACCGACCAGACUGCCUACACACCUGCGCAUGCAGCCGGUGUUCUGGAGCCGGGAGGAUGUGUGUCAGUGGCUGCGCUGGGCUGAGAGAGAGUUCGCUCUGCGGCCGAUAUCCAGCGCCAGCUUCCAGAUGAACGGGAAAGCCCUGCUGCUGCUCACCAAAGAGGACUUCAGAUACCGCUCUCCGCACUCAGGUGAUGUUCUGUACGAGCUCCUGCAGCACAUCCUGAAGCAGAGGAAGCCGUCCCCGUUCUUCCCCAUCGGCUCCUUCCUCUCGCUGAACGACGCUCCGCUGCAGACGCACAAACACGAAGAAACGGUACGCCGGCCGCCGCGCGGCACAGAGACUCAUUCCCUGCAGCCGCCCACCAUCGAGCUUCGCCAUCGCUCGCGGUCGCCCCAUCAGCUGCCCGUGCCGCUGCGCUCGGCCGAGGACCUCCAGCAGGCGUCCUCACAGCUGCCCGACAGCAACCAUCACCUGCCGGAGGACGUGUACCCGCUGUCUGUGUCUCCGGCCGCGGCUAACGGGCACUGCGUGCUUCCCCGUGACCCCCCGCGGCCCGCCAGCCCGUGUCAGGAGGAGGCGGCUCCACCGCGCGUCAUCCAGCUCAUGCCUAGCGCCAUCAUGCACCCGCUAAUGAGUCCGGGCCGCGGGCACACGGCGGGCGACUUCAGGCACGGACGCGGCACGCCGCAGGAAAACGGCCGCGAGGGCAAAGGUCAACAGCACAACGCCGUUCACUACGCCUCUCACAGCCUAAACCUCGCGGCUCACCAGCUCCCCCUACAGGACGAGCGCCACUACCGCAACCACAUCAUCAUGCCUGUCUCGCCCCCCGAGGAGCAGGCCACGCCCAUCGGCCGCAUCGCAGACUGCAGGCUCCUGUGGGAUUACGUCUAUCAGCUUCUGUCGGACAGUCGCUACGAAAACUACAUCCGCUGGGAGGACCGCGAGACCAAAGUGUUCCGCAUCAUGGACCCCAACGGCUUGGCUCGCCUGUGGGGGAACCAUAAGAACAGAACCAACAUGACGUAUGAGAAGAUGUCGCGAGCGCUGAGACACUACUACAAACUCAACAUCAUCAGGAAGGAGCCGGGACAGAGACUGCUCUUCAGGUUCAUGAAGACCCCAGACGAGAUCAUGAGCGGGCAGACGGAGCGUCUGGAGCACCUGGAGUCAGACACAGACGAUCAGAUCUACGUGAAGGAGGAGUGCUGAGCCGAGACGCUCCACACCAUGAACUUCUGAAGCCACAGAUGCCUCGGUCCGUCUGACCUUUGACCUCUGUGUGACCUCCAGACCACGGAGGAUCUGCACUGCACUGCUCUCAGUCUGUCGAACCCCUCCUACUCGCUGUUUUUAUAGUCUUCUACUUCAGCAAACUUCACGGUGACAAUCAUUUUAAUGACAAACGAUGCUCUUUUACAAAUCAGAUCUAGAAAUUGUUGGUGCAGCUUUUUUCUCUUUGGUAAGUAUAUUGUACGAAGAUCUGUCGCGAUUUGUAUAAACAUGGGAUGACUAGAAUGCUGGUGAAAAUGUGAUUCAAUUCUACAAUAAAUUUUACUGAGUGACA